UCCCUGUUUGUUAUUCCGGUGUCCGCCUGCAGGGGGCGCCACGCAAAGCUCCGUGUAUUAAAGCGGAGCAUCAGCCGAUGCAUCAGGCUAACAGGCAGCACCAUGGACGGCUGCCGGGCGGCUGCAGCCGGGGCUCUCCGCCUCGCAGCGCUCUCCACCCGGACCCAGGGACCGCUGCGGCUCGGAGCCGGAACCAGAACCGGAACCUCGGUCUGGGCUCAGAGGAGCCUGAGCGAACCGGCGGCCGCAGAGCCGCGGAGGAGGCUGAAGAGCGCCGCGGAGCUUCCGGGACCCAGUUGGUUCACCACCUUGUACUGGCUGUUCAUCAGGGGCUACGGAGCUAGAGGACACCUGCUGCAGUGCCUCCAGAAGCGGCGGUACGGCCCCAUAUGGCGGUCCCGGUUCGGUCCGUUCCAGCUGGUGAACGUGGCGAGUCCGCGGCUCAUCGCCCAGGUGAUCCAGCAGGAGGGCCGGUACCCGGUCCGGGUCGAGCUGCCGCACUGGAAGGAGUACCGGGACCUGAGGGGGCAGGCGUACGGCCUGCAUGUGGACUCUGGGCCGGAGUGGCACCGGAUCCGCAGCGUCCUGAACCCCAAGAUGCUGCGACCCAGAGAGGUGUCGGCCUUCGCCCCCGUGGUCCAGACCGUGGUGGACGACCUGCUGGCCCGGCUGGAGCUGCUGCGCCGCCGCAGCCCCGACGGCGCCACCGUGCCCGACCUGGCCGCCGAGCUCUACAAGUUUGGCUUUGAAGGUAUUUCUGCCGUCCUGUUCGAGACGCGCCUCGGCUGCCUGCAGGAGGAAAUCCCUGCCGACACGCUGCGCUUCAUCGCCGCCGUCAACGACAUGCUGACGCUGUCCGACCAGGUGGUGCUGCUGCCGCGCUGGAGCCGCGGGCUCCUCCCCUUCUGGGGACGCUUCGUCCAGGCCUGGGACGACCUCUACGGCGUAGCUCAGAAGCUGGUGGACAGGCGGAUGGCGGAGCUGGCGGCGCAGCCUGGCGGCGGCGGCGGCGGCGGUGAGGGGAUGUUCCUGACGUACCUGCUGUCGUCUGAUAGGCUGAGCAGAGGCGAGGUUUACAUCAGCGUGACGGAGCUGAUGCUGGGCGGCGUGGACACGACGUCCAACACUCUGUCCUGGGCUCUGUACCACCUGGCCCGGGACCGACCCGCCCAGAACCGGCUGCAGGCCGAGGUCGACGCCGUCUGCCCCGACCGCCAGCCGCCCGGCGCGCCACACCUGGCCAGGAUGCCCUACCUGAGGGCCGUCGUCAAGGAGACGCUGCGCCUGUAUCCGGUGGUGCAUGGAAACGGACGGCUGGUGUCAGAGAACGAGGUGGUGGUGGACGGGUUCUGGUUCCCUAAGAAGGUAGGAGGAGGAAGAGCUGCAGCAGCCGCCUGUCUGUCUGUCCCUCUGUCUGUCCUCACUGCCUGUCUGUCCCUCUGUCCCCUGCAGACUCAGUUCCAUCUGUGUCACUACGCUGCAUCCCACGAUGAGGUGGAGUUCACGGCGCCGGAGGAGUUCCUGCCGCAGCGCUGGCUGCAGCAGGAAUCUCCCAGCAGCCACAGCGGCAGAGCCACGCCCGGUUUCUACCACCACCAUCCUUACAGCUUCAUCCCGUUUGGCGUCGGCGUGAGAGGCUGUGUGGGCAAGAGGCUGGCAGAGAUGGAGAUGCACCUGGCUCUGUCCAGGGUGAUGCAGCACUAUGACGUUCAUCCUGAAGUGGACUCUCCUCUCGUUGAGCCUAAAACCAGAACUCUCCUGAUCCCAUCCAGACCCAUCAACCUGCGCUUCCUCCCCCGAGCCUGAAGGUGGCAGCACUCGCUCUCCUCCUGCUUUCUGAAACCGUUUACAGCUUCUUCAUGUUCUGCAGUCAGUCUCAUCAGGAAGUAGAAAAUCACUCCACAGAUUCAUCAUGUUGAUGUUCAGGAAGAUAAAAACAUAAAAUUAGUUUUUGGAUCAGUUUAUAAUAUUUUAGCAGGGCCUGUUAGUUGUUAUAGCGCCCCCUGAAGGCCAAAUAUCACCACGUUCACCUGCUGGAGAUAAUUACAGCACACAUUUAAUAAUAAAGUAACAGAUUUUACAUGAAAUUAUACAAACUAAUAAAUGACAGGAAUGCAAAGA
Molecule: messenger RNA, 2121 nt
Organism: Xiphophorus couchianus (Monterrey platyfish)
Lineage: Eukaryota; Metazoa; Chordata; Actinopteri; Cyprinodontiformes; Poeciliidae
Gene: cyp27a2
Product: cytochrome P450 family 27 subfamily A member 2
Exons: 8
Coding region: 103-1806 (567 amino acids)
Biological process (GO): cholesterol metabolic process; glucocorticoid biosynthetic process; cortisol metabolic process
Cellular component (GO): mitochondrial inner membrane
Molecular function (GO): monooxygenase activity; iron ion binding; oxidoreductase activity, acting on paired donors, with incorporation or reduction of molecular oxygen
Source: RefSeq, a predicted model, not a curated record